Porites lobata is the source of this 1431-nucleotide messenger RNA. The record is from the annotation of a GenBank genome assembly. NCBI's taxonomy places the organism in Eukaryota, Metazoa, Cnidaria, Anthozoa, Scleractinia, Poritidae.
CUUUUAACCACCGUAAAGUCAUCGCUGUCACAACAAGAAGUUCAUAACGAAAGCCGGACGACCUGUGGAGGAUUUGAAUGGGUACCAGGUGGUGUAAGCCUUUGUAGAAAGUUAGUUCUGAUCGCCUUUGGUUUGGACUUAGUACUCGUCAUGUCUCGAGAGUUGAGUGAUAUUCCUGAGGAUUCAAUGUCGGAUGUUUGUGGUGAGGUGGUAAGUUCCGCUUCAAAUAAUUGUUUGGAUGAUGUUUGGGAGAAGUCUUCGCCUUUAAUUGUUGAUCUAUCGGAGAAUGCCGAAAACAAAGGAUUUUUCCAUGUGGAAAAUGAACAGCAUUCGUCGGAAGUUCGUAUCAGGAAGCUAACCGAAAAGGGUCAAUCCUAUCAAAACGAUAUAAAGUUGAACUAUUUCAAGAAUAAAAGGUCAAGUUUUACGGGAAUACAGAGAAAAACACUGUUGCUUCGGGGACAUUGUAAUGAAUUAUCAAAGUGGAAGCAAGAGCUUAGUAAGGCACAGGUUCUGUGGAAUGAAUUUGUGGAUGCAUAUAAUGACAUUUUGGAAACAGUUCAAGACGAUGAGUUAGCAAAGGUCAGGAACAUCUGGGAGCAAGUUUGUGGUGAGUGGUCUGAUUUUGAAAGGGAUUUGAGGGAUGAGAUAAAGUAUUUGGAACAAACAGUUUUGGAGUCUAAUUCUGUCAUUUCUAAGGGUUCAAAGAGGAGUAAAACAACCAAAAGUGUCAACUCAAAAUCAAGUUCAGACAGUGUACUUUCAACUAAAGUAGAUAAAUAUAAGCUUCUACAGGAAGAAGCUGCUUUGAAGGUGAAGCUAGCCUAUGUGGAACAAGAAAAGGCCCUAGAAAUAGAAAGGUUAAAACAGGAGCAGAAACUGGAAGAAUUCAAACUUAAGAGGGAACUUGAACUUAGUAGAGCCAAGUUAAGUGUAUGCAAAGAGAUUGAUAAUGAGCAAACACCCUCCCUUGAAGAAGAUCUGGGCAAUCUUCCUAGUGAUAGUAAAGGCGAAGGAGUGAAAAGAUUCUUGCAAUCUCUAACAGUAACUACCCGUGCAAAUGAGACUAAUACAUCAGUUCAGUCCAAAGUACAUGUUUCCAAAACACCUGUUUUGACAACAACAUCCACACCAAAGUCUACAACAUGUGGUUCGCAGGCUUCUGCUCCAUCAUUCUUACCGGGAGCCGUAACACAGUCAGUAUUUACUGUUCGUCAUUUUGAACCUGAACUUGGUCUUCCCAUUCAAACAGAAGCAGCUUGUACACAAGUUUUCUCGUCGGCAAAAACUGAUCCUGUUGUAACUAACUCCAUAAGUGGUCCAUCACCAAUUACGACAACAGUUAUGAAUUCCCCUUCAAGUUACCAAUUUGUUCAUCCUCAGGGUCAAGUUAACUCCUUCUGUGAAGGGUGGGAAAAGGUUGCUUCAUCA